AUGCUCGUAGCUGCUCAGGCGCCUCUACAGCAGGAGGAGCCUCUCUCUCCUCUACAGCAGGAGGAGCCUCUCUCCUCUACAGCAGGAGGAGCCUCUCUCUCCUCUACAGCAGGAGGAGCCUCUCUCCUCUACAGCAGGAGGAGCCUCUCUCUCCUCUACAGCAGGAGGAGCCUCUCUCUCCUCUACAACAGCAGGAGCCUCUCUCCUCUACAGCAGGAGGAGCCUCUCUCUCCUCUACAACAGGAGGAGCCUCUCUCUCCUCUACAGCAGGAGGAGCCUCUCUCCUCUACAGCAGGAGGAGCCUCUCUCCUCUACAGCAGGAGGAGCCUCUCUCCUCUACAACAGCAGGAGCCUCUCUCCUCUACAGCAGGAGGAGCCUCUCUCUCCUCUACAACAGGAGGAGCCUCUCUCCUCUACAGCAGGAGGAGCCUCUCUCCUCUACAGCAGGAGGAGCCUCUCUCCUCUACAGCAGGAGGAGCCUCUCUCUCCUCUACAACAGCAGGAGCCUCUCUCCUCUACAACAGGAGGAGCCUCUCUCCUCUACAGCAGGAGGAGCCUCUCUCCUCUACAGCAGGAGGAGCCUCUUUCUCCUCUACAACAGCAGGAGCCUCUCUCCUCUACAGCAGGAGGAGCCUCUCUCUCCUCUACAGCUGGAGGAGCCUCUCUCUCCUCUACAGCAGGAGGAGCCUCUCUCUCCUCUACAGCAGGAGCCUCUCUCCUCUACAGCAGGAGGAGCCUCUCUCUCCUCUACAGCAGGAGGAGCCUCUCUCUCCUCUACAGCAGGAGAGGAGCCUCUCUCCUCUACAGCAGGAGGAGCCUCUCUCUCCUCUACAGCAGGAGGAGCCUCUCUCUCCUCUACAGCAGGAGGAGCCUCUCUCUCCUCUACAGCAGGAGGAGCCUCUCUCUCCUCUACAGCAGGAGGAGCCUCUCUCUCCUCUACAGCAGGAGGAGCCUCUCUCUCCUCUACAGCAGGAGGAGCCUCUCUCUCCUCUACAGCAGGAGGAGCCUCUCUCUCCUCUACAGCAGGAGGAGCCUCUCUCUCCUCCACAGCAGGAGGAGCCUCUCUCUCCUCCACAGCAGGAGGUGGCCUAA
Knipowitschia caucasica is the source of this 1092-nucleotide messenger RNA. The record is from the annotation of a GenBank genome assembly. Lineage: Eukaryota; Metazoa; Chordata; Actinopteri; Gobiiformes; Gobiidae.